AUGCGUGAUAUAAAAGAGAGUUACGGCCAUCUAAAGUCAUUCAAGCCAGCAGGCGACGCUGAAAAAUCAACAGUAAAGGUUUCUAAGAAUCCACACUAGGACAUUCUUGAUAAGCUUAUGAACAGACCGUUCUUAAAGCAUAAAGUAAUGACAUCAAGGAGUGUUAAGAGUUUCAUAUUCGAUAUUUUUGAGGAUGGUUUGAAGGAGGAUAUGGUGAUCUUUGAACCUAACUUCGUCAGAAAGUAUCCUCAGUUCUCAACUGAGUAUCUAGAUUUACAUUUCCAUUAUAACUCCACAUCAGGAACUCUAUUUAAUCCAAGUGACACUGACUUCCUAAAUACUUAUGAUACAAUUGUGCAGCCAAGAAGAUGGGCAAGACCUUACGCAGGCAUUCAAGAUAGCUACUCAAAAAAUACUUAAGCCUUAGUAUUUUAAUCUCAUGAAAACUAGGCCUCACUAUUUAAGAAACCAAUUGGCAAAAAGCCAUAUUAAGUAUUUAGAUGUGAAUAGAAGCCUAAGGAUAAAGGUAGAAAUUUGAUAAUGGAAACUCUAAGACAUAAAAUAACCUAGACGCUUUACCUUAAGAGUGAAGAGUAUUUAAAGGCAAGAUUUUAAGCAUUUAACGAUAGAAAAUAAUUCAGAGUCGAUUAAUCACUUUAACUACCUUAAAUAAACAUUGAUUAGAAAAAAGAUGUUGUACUCUAGACCCUAAAAGAAUAGGACAAAAUGAAGCGAGCCUUAUCUGAAUAAGUUCUUACUUAAGAGAUAUUAUACGAGGCUGACUUGUAAAAACUGCAACAAAAAAACCUAAAUAACUAGAGUUUGACUGAUUUAUUCUAAAAUGAGAUUAGUAGGAACUCAUACAAGAUUCAAAAAGCUAGUUCAACUGAAUCAGAUAUCAAAAAUCUAAAGGCUUCAAGGAGUGAGAAAAUUUAUUAGGGUCAAAAUUCAUCGUUAUUAAAAAGUCAAAGCUAAAGUUAGCUGUUCCCUCAUCUCAAUAAUAAAUCGUCAUUUAUCACAAAUAAUAACAGUUUUGGGGGAAUCAAUCAAUCUUAAAUAAGCCAGUAUCCUCAAAAAGAAUACUCAGAUGAAGUCAAAAAGCAUUUUGAAGUUACCAGUAUAAUCUAAUCACUUAGGACUAUCAUAAAAUAGUUACUCCAGGAAAAAGAAAAGAACAAGCCAGAUCCACAUAAGAUAGAAGAACAUAUAGAAAUGGCAACUUUAUUUCUUGAGAAAUUAUAUCAUAAGUAUGAUUAAGUCCACAAUGAUAAGGUAAAAUAACAGUUAAUUGAUGUAAUUGAGAGGAUAGAUGAAUUGAUAUAUUAAUCAUCAGAGAAAGUAGAAAAACUAUUAGAUGAAGAAGAUGAGUCGAGAAAUGAAGUCCAAAGCGCCCUGAGGCAUUACAUCCAUAGAAAUUUCAAGGCUUCAUUAUUGUAGAAACUUAGUCUAAUUCAUAUGAAAAAGAAUCAGCUUAAGAACACAAAUACAAAGCAAAGAAAGUUUUAUGAAAAGUCAGAAAAAUAACAACAUCAUGAAUUGAGGGACUUCAUAAAAUCGAACAAUUCAUACAUGAAAAGUAAUAAUAAUCAUCAUCACAUGAAUAUGACCAGAUUUACAAAACAAAGUAUAGCAGAUAAAUCUACUCAGGAAUAAACCCUCAUAAUGAAAUAGAUGAAUGAUAAGACCAGUAUUAAUAAUGAUAUCAGUAAGCUACUUUCACCUGUAUAAAAUACUGAGAGCACUAAACAAAAUAAGAAUAUUAUGAUCAAGAAUCAGCACGAUAAUUAAUUUGAUGAGUCUGAGAUAAGCUAAAAUAUUGAUACAUUCAGACAUGAUGAUAAUGAAAAUAGUGUCAUGUAACCGAUUGCAAUAUUAAGUCCAAAUAAGACAUCUAUGAAGAAAAGAUUGACUUAUAGAAAAUAAGUUUCAUUGAAAGCUCCAUCUCAUUAAUAGAAACUUCAAAGUCUUCUGAAGAGAAAAGCUAACCUCAAUAGUUUCAAUAAACUUGUUAGUUCAAAAGAUAUGACUAAUGUCAAUGAGAAAACUGAUGUGCUGAAAGCAGUUAAAUAAUGUAUUGAAGAAUUCGGGCCCUACAAAUUCUAUGAUGAAGUGAUCCAGGACUAUUUUGGUGGUCAUAUCGAUAUUUAAAAAUUAAUGGAUCAAAGUGACCAGCAAAAUGAUAAUCAAAUCCUGGAGUCUGAAAGAAACGCUGAUGCUACGUCUGUAAAUUCACUAGAACGGUAUCUUUAAAAUCAAAAGAUAAAAGAGAGCGAAAAGUAAGAAGCAAUAAGGCAAGCGAUAGUUGAAAGAACAUUAAGAGAUUUGAUUAUUCUGGCUAAAGAGGACUCAAUGACCAAUUUGAAAGCUAUAUAGUCAAUUUAAAAUCAUGUAGUAAACGAAAAAACUCUAAGCUUCAAACAAAAGUAAGAAAAAUCUACUUUAGUGGACUAUCUCAAGCAGCUGCCAAGCAAAAUAAAAGCCUCAAACGAUUAGUCAAUAGAUAAUAUAGAUGAUUUCUAUAAUUACAAAGAUGAUCAGAAAAACUCGUCCCAGUAUAAUGAAAAAGAUAAGAAAGGAGAGGCACCUAUGUCUCCAUUAGGUAUGAAAGUAGUAAGUGCAGUAAAAUAAAAAUUAGGGGAUAUAAAGAAUAAGCAAGUGGGAUUUGAUACUUUAUUAUUUGCAUAAGAUCUCAAGCUGUUUCAUAAUGAGUAUGAUAUUCCAAUAUUGGUAGAUAAGUAUAUUAAGAAGUAUGGAGCAAAUGGAGACGUCAUGGAUUUCCAACGGAAAAAUCUUAUAUUUUACAGAAAGUAACUUGACAGCAUAGAACAGAAGCUGAUCAAACUUAUUUAGAAAUUUAAUUGA
Molecule: messenger RNA, 2862 nt
Organism: Stylonychia lemnae
Lineage: Eukaryota; Ciliophora; Spirotrichea; Sporadotrichida; Oxytrichidae
Source: the annotation of a GenBank genome assembly